Molecule: messenger RNA, 1704 nt
Organism: Fulvia fulva
Lineage: Eukaryota; Fungi; Ascomycota; Dothideomycetes; Mycosphaerellales; Mycosphaerellaceae
Exons: 1
Coding region: 1-1704 (567 amino acids)
Source: RefSeq, a predicted model, not a curated record
AUGUCGCUGGAGACCGGUAUCCUCAAACCCCGCCAUCCUUCCAUCGAGGACACAGAUCAAUGGCCCGAGUUCAUGUUGAACAAUGUCCACGUUCAUCUACCCGAUGAUCCUGAGGCGACGGCAAAUCUGUUAGAGGCAGCCGAAGGAUAUCCUUUGACAGUCGUUGGCCAGCUGGAGCCGCUAGACGAAGAAGACGCGCAUCUUUACGCGCACGAACCUACCACGAAGCGCGUCAACAUCAUCUUAGAGAAUGUGUAUACUUUCUCAUACGGUCAGUAUGGAGACGGUAGCACUGCGAUAUGGGCUGCGGGGAAGGCGGGAUGGUACACGAUCAAGCCUGGGAGGAGAUACAAGGCCACAUACAGCGACAUGGUUGAUGCCGUAAACGUGCUCUACUUUGUCGCCGAUGCAUACCGGGAGGAGCGGAAAGCGGGCAAAGGCAAGAGCGCGAAGAUACUGCCAGACUAUUCAGCGCAAGAGCUGUUCGCAAAGUACGCAGCGGAGGAACUCGGCUCAGAAGACGCUGCUGAAGGCGCAGACAAGAUCUACGAAUACAAGGACUUCCUCAUAUCGAGCAUGAUCGCUGGUAAAGAAGGUUUAAGCUGGAGUAAAUUCCCUCUGUACAAGCACUUGUUCGUGAAGUUCCCAGAUGUCUGGGCUGAGAUGAAGCAGAGACAGACACCACGACCACCAAAGCCAGAAUCGCAGAAGUCGAGAGCUAAAACCACUCGACGGGAAUCGAUUGAGACCACCGACUCCGCCAAGAAGCAGACAUUCACAGCAAAGACGCGUACUACGAGGCAAGGCUCAGUUGACACAAUAUCCACGGCAAGCAGCACACGCCAGCGACGGGGCAACCAGCAGAAGAAAGUAUCACGACCGGUCGAGGUCAUAUCGCUCGAUGGCAGCUCCGACGCCGGUUCAGCCGCGCGUAACACCCACACCAGACCCAAGACUGCGGGCAAGGGCACAAAGUCGACCUCAAGACGAACAAGGGCCACUUCAGAAGCGAUAUCAGAGGAAGAGCAUGAUUCGCAGGAGAUGGAUUUGGUUGAAACACCAACAAAAGAUGACGACAGCGAUGUAGAGACAAAGUUGCGUGCACGAAAGAACAAGUCUUCUUUGCGGCCAAGACCGAGCAAAGCACCGAAGAGCACCACACGCGACGGCGGCAAGAGACCUGCGCCUGGCGAGCAUGACGACGACGAAGAGCUUCCACCUUCUCCGACAGGAAAGAGGAGACUGGCAGACGUUGACGAUGCUCGGCCGACAUCAAAGCGGCGCAACAGCAGGCAACACCUGGAUGAAGGUAUCGACAUUCCGACUUCACCUUCCAACUCGGGCGAAGCAGACGAUGCAUCAACUCCGGACACUACAUCAAAUCUGGUGAACGUGCCUAUACGGUCACUCAACCACUUAGAUCCAGUUCAGGAAGACACAUGGGUCUGCGCUCUUGAUGGCUGUGCGCACAAAGUGUACGCAGCAUCAUCACCCGAAGCUCAGCUCCUUAUCAAGCAGCACUACAAUCUGCACGCCUUUGACGACGAUGAACGAAUACAAAUGAUAAAGAAGAUGCAAGCACCAAGUCUGCCGGCAAGUCGACUGAUGGAGCGAGUGAAGCUGCAGGCAAAAGCGGAAGGGUUUCCAGGAAGUCACCAGAUGGCGCCGCGUUUUCCUGCUAUCGGUGUUACGCAAAGAUAUUGA